Molecule: messenger RNA, 1417 nt
Organism: Cicer arietinum (chickpea)
Lineage: Eukaryota; Viridiplantae; Streptophyta; Magnoliopsida; Fabales; Fabaceae
Source: RefSeq, a predicted model, not a curated record
CUAUUUAAAGGAUAGACAUGUUGUAUAUAUAAUCAGGCAUAUAUUCUACAUACAUUUGCUAGAUCAAUAGAUGAUAGAUUAAUUAAUUAGUGAAAAUGUACGCAACAAGACUAUUUUCAUUGUACAAAUUGAAUCCUAGUGCUCUUUCAGAUCCACCACCAUCAGGACCAAAUUCAAGUUAUCUUGUGCUAUUCGAUGAGGAAGCUGAAACUUGCUCUUGUUUUGGUUUUUGCAAGACGGAGUACAAUAUAAUCAAGGAUUUUCCUUUUCCUCAGAACAAAAAUUUAACCAUUCAUUAUUCAUAUGGUGACAACUCCAAUUUAGAAAAAGUUAUGUUCCUUCCGGUAUUGAAUCAACCAUUGUCUUCAAAUCGUUAUUAUGUCAUAGGAAGGAAAGGGGAGAAUCAAGGGAAAGCUAGCACAAGUUCAAAGGAAGAGGACAUGGCCACAUGUUCAUGCUUCAGUGUCGAUGAUGUUAAACCAAGACCCCUAGAGCCCUUUAAUGAUUAUCAACAGGUUGAAAUAAUCAAGAAAGAUUAUGGCUUUUGCGCAAAAUCUCUUGCCACAGAUGGAACUCCUGCGGGUUUAUUAAAAGAAAGAGGGUGGACACUUGAGGCUACCACUCCUCAAAAUUACCAAUUAAGCCAAGCUUUAGGCUCAAACGAUUCCUUGCGUUCCAAGCAACCAAAUUUCAAUUUUCCAUGCUCAAAUGAUUGUUCUGAAUCAAUGGUUGUUGGAAAAUGGUAUUGUCCUUUUAUGUUUGUCAAGGAAGGAAUGAAUUUAAAGGAGCAAAUGAAUAUGUCAGUGUUCUAUGAGCUAACACUUGAACAAAGAUGGGAAAAAAUAUUUUCAAAGGAAAAUGAAAAUAGUGAAGAGGGUGUUGUGUUUGUAGAUGUUGUUGUUCAAACUGAAGUUGCUAAGGUUAGAGGGAAGGAUGCUGUUUGGGAUGAAAAUAGAUUGGUUGAUGGUGUUUUGUGGUUUAAGAAGUUUGUUGAUGUGGAAAAAGAUGCAAGUGUUGGAUUGAGUGUGGAAGUUGUUGAGGGAAUGAAAUGGGAACAAAAAAGAGUUGGAUGGAUUGGUGGAAAUGGAAGACAAGCUGUGAGAGUAACAAAAGUUGAGGAGUUUGGUGGAACAAACAAGUGGAAGAAAUUUAGUUGUUAUGUGUUAAUUGAAAGUUUUGUAUUGAGGAGUAUGGAUAGAAGAUUGGUGCUAACUUGUGAUUACAAACACUCGCAUCAAAUUAGGAGCAAAUGGGAAUAAUUGUUUUCUAAAACAUCUUGCUUUUAUUUUUUGUUCUACUAUUUUAUUGUGCUUUGUUGUAUUUAUAGUACAUAUUAUGUUUUAUUGCUAUUUUAUUGUGCUUUGUUGUAUUUAUAGUACUUAUUGUGUUUUAUUAUACAAUAGUCUUUUUAAUUGAA